Molecule: messenger RNA, 1541 nt
Organism: Globicephala melas (long-finned pilot whale)
Lineage: Eukaryota; Metazoa; Chordata; Mammalia; Artiodactyla; Delphinidae
Gene: NOXRED1
Product: NADP dependent oxidoreductase domain containing 1
Biological process (GO): L-proline biosynthetic process
Molecular function (GO): pyrroline-5-carboxylate reductase activity
Source: RefSeq, a predicted model, not a curated record
AACACAGAGUUUAGUGAAAGGCGAGAAUUUCUGUGAAAUGUGGUCUAAGUGUUCAGUCCUAUGUCUAAAACCUAGGAGAGAAUGGAAGGGAGAAAUGUGCCUGUGAAACCCAUUGUUAAUGUAAAUGCAUCUGCUGAAAACUGGGCCUGGAGCCUAUAUGGAUUUUGUCCAGGUUUUCCAUGAAUUCAGUAUUCCUGACUCACGGGUAGUCAGUGCUUAGGAAUCCUCCAGGACUCACACUCAGAGAAGUGGAUGAGAGCUGCCAGUUCAUAACCGGGAGGAGAGGUGCUGAAGCCACCAUCAGGAGACCCUGAGACUUGGGCACACACACCCUCCUGCGUAGACUCCUUCUUCCCGGACAGGAAGCCGAGUUGAUUGGUGUCUGUUGUUGCAGGAGAUGCUGGUUUGGAGAUGGACAUGCUAGAGGACCUUGAGACACUGCAGUUUGAGUAUGGGAUUCAAGAGGAAGACCACAGCUGGCUGUAUUUGCUGCGCCGUUCUCAUGGGCUGAUGACCAAGGCCUGUGCCCAUGCAACAUUCUUCUGCAAGCUACUCCAUAAUUUGAGAAAAUCAUUACAGGAGAAGCAAACUUCUAGAUGUCGCUUGGCUGGAUUGCGUGAAGACACUCCUGAUGACGAUGCGUUAAAGGUGGGCAUCAUUGGAGGCGGCCACCUUGGGAAGCAGCUGGCUCACACACUGCUUCAGCUUGUCCCCAUCCCAGCUGACAGCCUGAGGAUCUCCACUCGGAGGCCAGAGGCCCUAGAUGAAUUCAAGAAACUGGGGAUCCAGUGCUUUUACUGUAACUCUUCUCUGGUGGAGUGGGCCAACGUGAUAUUCCUCUGCUGCCUGCCAUCUCAGCUGUCUAGUAUCUGUGCAGAAAUUCAAACCAGCCUUGGAAAAGCCUGCAUUGUGUACAGCUUUGUGGCUGCCGUCCCACUACCCAGGUUGAAACUCCUACUGAAGCACACCAAUGUCUUGCGGCCUCAGUAUCAGUGUGUUGAAGAUCUUGCCAGCAUCUGGGGGGCCAAUAAGGAAAUCACAGCUGCUCUCCAAGACCCUGUGAUUCUUCAGGCUACCUGUCCCUACAGUCCUGCUGGGGGAAUAAUCCUCAAUAUCAAAUGGUUGGAGGGAGUGUUCUAUGCAGUCAUAAAUGUCUGCACAGAAAAGGACAUGCCCCACUCACAAGUGCUGCAGCUUCUGAAUGAACUGUUCCUCGCCAAGCACUUUGAAGCCUGUGAGAAAGAUAGAGCGUCUUUCCAAAAAUUUCAAGCACAAGAUUUUGUCAGCAAAGCCUAUGCCAAGAACCUGUCUCGGAAAAGGCCUUUCCCCUGGUUUGAUCUGACUGCUGUGCAACUCAAGGAAACUCCCUUUAGCCAGUAUCUCUCACACAGCACUACUUUUCAGGACAACCUUACCCACCUAUACUGUGAUUCAUUUGGUAUCACCCUAACCAAAGAACAAGAGCCAGAGGUUUCCACAGGUUUUUCAUCCCAAUAAGAGAAGAGACCUCAGGAAUCAGGAUGUUUUUCUCCCUCUACAGU